CUGGAUUUUGCCCUUUUUCAAAUAUUCCAAUUCAAGAGACAUUGAAAUCAAAGAUGUUUACAACACCAUCGAAUCUGACAAAGCCGGACCUUCAGCAGAUCGCUUGGAGAGAGCAUGGGAAGACGAAAUGGAAAGAGCAAAAAAAAGCAAUGUGAGACCAAGCCUCAGUCGAGCAAUUUUUAAAACUUUCUGGAAAUCAUAUGCAGUAUAUGGGUUGUUGAUAUUUUUUCAUGUAAUUGUAUUGAGAAAUCUCCAGCCCAUUCUGAUAUCAGAAUAUAUCAGAUACCAUACAACAAGAGAAGAAUUCUAUAACAUAGGACUGUGGCGGAUAAACUAUGAAUACGCUGGUUGGAUACUUGGGACAAGCGUAGUUAUACCUGCUUUCAUGAGCUCGACUAUAUUCAAUUUUUCGCUUUUCUCCUGUUCUAGAGUGGGAUCCAGGGUCAAAGUAGCUUGCUGUUCAUUGAUUUAUAGGAAAAUGCUCAGGCUGAGUCGAACUUCAUUGGGACAGACAGCAGCUGGCCAGGUGGUGAACUUGCUAUCAAAUGAUUCCGAGAGAAUUUUGUGGGCAGCUUUAUUUCUUCACUAUAUUUGGAUCAUGCCUAUAUCAUUCGUAGUAUCUUUUUACGUAAUAAUAGAUAGAGCGGGAGUUGCUUCCAUAAUUGUUAUGGUAUUAAUAUCAGUACAGGCUAUUCCACUUCAAGGGUAUUUUUCUAAGUUACAAGGAAAAUUAAGGAUGGAGACAGCACAAAAAACGGACUCCAGAGUAAAAAUGAUGAACGAAAUUGUUUCUGGUAUUCAGGCUAUUAAAAUGUAUGCAUGGGAAAAACCAUUCGCGAAAAUGGUGGAGAUAUCAAGAAUAAACGAAGUUAAAUAUAUUAGAAAAGGUUUAUAUAUCAAAGGAACCAUAUCAACCGUUUCAAGUAUCAUAGGUCGUUUGAACCUAUAUCUCACCAUCAUGAUAAACUUGCUCAUAGGAAUUCGACCCACCAGUGACGUAGUUUAUUUCCUAAUCCAAAUGAUAAACUCCAUCCAGAUGUAUAUGUGCGUAAUGUUUCCAAUGGCUCUCGGUGUGUACUCAGAAUCUAAGGUGACAAUGAAGAGAUAUGAAGAUUUUUUGCUCCUGGAAGAAAAUGUUGCAUCAACCACAGAAAAUAUAACAGAUAACGAAAAAACAGGAAUAAUAUCAAUUGAGAAUGCUAGCGCGAGUUGGUUGCCAGAUCCAGGAAAUGAUACACUAAUGGAUUUAAACUUGAAAAUCAAACCAGGUAGCCUGUGUUGUAUUGCAGGGAAUAUUGGUUCUGGAAAGAGUUCUCUCCUACAGAUGAUACUCAAAGAAUUGCCUUUGAAAAGUGGAAAUAUGGACUUGAAAGGACGAAUAUCGUAUGCUUCCCAGGAACCAUGGAUAUUCGUAUCAAAUAUCAGAAAUAACAUAUUAUUUGGACAAACGUUUCAGGAAAAACGGUACAAUGACGUGAUAAAUGCGUGUGCUUUGUCAGAAGAUUUGGCACAAUUUCCAUAUGGAGACAAAACUAUAGUUGGGGAGAGAGGAACAUCCCUAAGUGGAGGACAAAGGGCCAGAAUUAGUUUAGCUCGAGCCGUAUACGCUGAGGCAGAUAUAUAUUUAUUUGAUGAUCCGAUAUCAGCCGUGGAUACACAUGUCGGUAAAAAACUUUUUGAAAAUUGUAUCAAAAAGUUUUUGGAUGGAAAAACGCGAUUAUUGGUUACUCACCAGAUCCAGUUUUUGGAACAAGCGGAUGUGAUCAUCGUUCUUAAUAAUGGCAAAGUGGAAACCAUCGGUACGUUUCAUGAAUUGUCAGACAAUAUUAUCGAUCAUAUUCAAGAACAAGGUACACAAAAGAAUAAUGAAACAGCAGAAGAAGGGCUGGAGAGAAAAAGACUGAACUCCACUGGAUCUAUCGAGAAGUUAUCGAAAGAAAAAAACGAAGAGAAUGAGCCAGAGGAAACCCAAGAACUAAUAGAGAAAGGAAAGUUAUCUGGUAGUUUGUAUGUGAAAUAUUUCAGAAGCGGAUCUCAUAUACUGCUGUUGAUAUCACUGUUCUUUUUCGUCAUUGUCUUACAAGCAUUCAUUACAGGUUAUGAAAUAUUUCUCAGUUACUGGGCAAAUCUAGAACAAAUGAGUGUUCAAUCACAGUUCAAUUCAUCUGCCUCACCAACAACAGAAGGAACAGAUUUUACGGAAAGUUUUGUAAACAACACAUCUGCAAAUGUAACGUAUGAUUCUCAAGAAUUUCCACCAGUACAUUGGAACUGCGUGAUAAUUUACACCAUUUUGGUAAUAAUCCUCAGUAUUCUGGCUCCUGUAGUAUCUAUUUUAUUUUAUACUGUUUGCAUGAAAUCUUCAAAACAGAUACACAAUCAAAUGUUUGAUAAAGUAUUGAAGGCGCCAAUGAGAUUUUUCCAUAUGAAUCCUUCAGCUCGGGCUCCUGUUUAUUCACACGUAACAGCAACUUUGAAUGGAUUCACAACGAUCAGAUCAUCGAAAGCACAAAAUAUGGUCAUUCAAGAAUUCGACACCCUUCAAGAUCAAAAUACGAGUACUAUCUUUUUAUUCAAUGCAUAUAGCUCAGCAUUUGGGUUUUAUUUGGACUGCGUCAGUACCACAUUUCUGGGCUUGGUAAUUUAUCAAUUCAUGCUGGAUAUUGGUGAAUUCAACAGUGCACAAGUAGGUAUGGUCAUAACCAGCACCCUGGUUGUAAUGAAUUCGCUUCAAUUCUCUAUUAGACUUGCGGCUGAAGUAUCUUCCAAAAUGACAAGCGUAGAGCGGAUAUAUCAGUACAUAGACUUACCAACGGAAGAUGACCUGAGAAAACCCCCAACAAAGAAACCUGUCAAUUGGCCAAGUUAUGGCAGAAUAGUCUUCAAAAAUACAUAUUUGAAGUACGCACCUGAAGAAACACCAGUAUUGAAAAAUUUGAACUUGGUGAUUGAAGCCGGGGAAAAAGUCGGUAUAGUGGGUAGAACCGGAGCAGGAAAAUCCUCUCUCAUACUCUCUUUAUUCAGAAUGGCGUUGAUAGAAGGCACCAUCAAAAUAGAUGAUGUCGAUACAUCGGAUGUGAGUUUGGAGGAUUUAAGAUCAAACAUAUCUGUUAUCCCGCAAGAGCCCACAUUAUUUUCGUCUACCAUACGACAGAAUUUGGAUCCUUUCGAAAAAGCAAGUGACGAAGACAUUUGGAAAGCGUUGGAUGAUGUGAGAUGAUGUUGGACCACUUUCUCCAAUNACCAAAAAGUUGAUGAAGGUGGUACCAACUUCAGUGCGGGCCAAAGACAAUUGAUAUGUUUAUCGAGGGCUAUUUUGAGAAACAAUAAAAUUUUAGUAAUGGACGAAGCUACUGCUAAUGUCGAUGCUCACACUGACUCGUUAGUACAAAAAACAAUUAGAAAAAAUUUCAAAAACUAUACCGUACUGAUCAUUGCACACAGACUGAACACUAUCAUGGACUGUGACAAAAUUCUGGUAAUGGAUUUUGGAGAAGUAAUGGAAUAUGCACCUCCUCAUCAAUUAUUGCAGAACCCAACUGGAUACUUUACAAAAAUGGUAGAAGAAACUGGGCCAUUGAUGUCGGCCCAUCUCAAAGAAAUUGUUGAAAAGACGUAUCAUGAGAAGAAAGAAGUUAUCUGAUUAUUUCCAUAGAAUGGAUAUUAUUCUGGAUUUUUAUCGUUUGACGAUUUCGUUAAGUUUUGAUUUCUAAUAUUUCACGAAAUAUUUUAUUGUAUGUCUGGGCCUAGUGAUAAUUUUAAAAAAUAUGGAGUCUUUGAACACCUUUUGUACAAAUGAAAGACAUUAUAUUCAUUUUUAUCUUUUA
Messenger RNA from Leptinotarsa decemlineata (Colorado potato beetle), 3827 nucleotides. Its product is annotated as probable multidrug resistance-associated protein lethal(2)03659. Gene Ontology annotation, molecular function: ABC-type transporter activity; ATP hydrolysis activity; ATP binding. Gene Ontology annotation, cellular component: membrane. Lineage: Eukaryota; Metazoa; Arthropoda; Insecta; Coleoptera; Chrysomelidae. The record is from RefSeq and is a predicted model, not a curated record. Gene Ontology annotation, biological process: transmembrane transport.